GCCCAGAUGUCACCUGACAUUCUCAUGCAUAUAAAUACAGAUGCAGAUCGGCGAAAUCUAACAAAAUCAACGUUUCGGAUACAAAGGCAGUACAAACACGAACAUACACCUAAUACAACCAUGCCGCAAGAUAUCAGCAAUAAAGACUGCUUCAAGGGUCGAUGGGUAUUGGACAAAAGCAAUUCUGAAGGAGUUGAACCACUUUUGAAAGAUGGUGGUGUAGACUACUUAAAGCGCAAGACUUUGUGUACACUGACUACUGACCUAGAGCUUCAAGUCGCGUGCGAAAGAGAAAACAAAGUAACUAUCACAGAGGUACAAUACACUUCGUUUGUGAAUAUGAUCAAUAAUAUGGAGCUCGGCAUGGAGCUCGGCAUGGAUAACGAGUUCCUCGGUUGGACCGAUUACCACGAUGAUACCUUCUCAGUAUACUGCAGAAAGCAUCCAAAGUGGGAUGCUGCAACUGGCAGGCUUUGGAUGCACGCAGUCUCGGUAAAGAAACACGAGGGCGAUUACGACUGGACAGAAGAGCGUUUGGUCGAGAACGGCCUAUUGCACUGGCUAACAACGCAGAACUACAAGGGCAAAAUGACCACAAACCAUCGAAUUUUCGUCCAUAAAGCGUAAGUAGGAGGCACCUCAAGAGCACAUGCCAGUUUGAAUCGGUAUGGUGCACUAUCAAGAAAUACCAAAAUGACGUUGAAAUUGUGAAUAUACAUUUGAGUUUUCUGUCCGUGUGCAGUAUUCAACACCAAUUAUUAUAUUUUAAAAUAGGAUCUAUUAAAGAGACUGGUAGAUCUGCUGUUAUCAAGACAGCAGUGAGCAGUUUGUUG
Molecule: messenger RNA, 833 nt
Organism: Sphaeroforma arctica JP610
Lineage: Eukaryota; Ichthyosporea; Ichthyophonida
Exons: 1
Coding region: 7-627 (206 amino acids)
Source: RefSeq, a predicted model, not a curated record